UGUCAUGGAACCUGCAACCCAUGCUCACACAUGCACGCACACACACACACACUCACAACUAGCAGCAUAAUAAAAGUGAGUGAAACGGACAGAAAGAAGACAGACACCUUCAAGACAACAAGAUAGGCAAGCAGGUCAAUCAAGAUGAUGAUGAUGAUGAAGAACCCCAUCAUUCUGGUGACCUGUAUCUUGCUUUUCUCAUCUCUCACCGUCAUGGCAUCUCAGGCCAGCUCUGGUCCAGAUGACUGCUGUUUUGAGUUUUACCCCAAAAGGUUGCCUAAGAACAGGGUGGUGAGGUACAAAUACACAGACCCGCGGUGUUCAAAGGAAGCUGUGAUUUUUACGAUGAUCAGUGGUGCUAAACUCUGUACCAACCCGUCUGAGCCGUGGGUCCAGAAUAUCAUCACCGCCAAAGAGUGGGACCAUACCAACACAGCUCUGGGUGUAAAAUCUAACUGACCCAACGUGUGUUUUAACACCACACUUUAAAGCUCGCUGAGCCAAGCAGAAGUGGUGGUGUAGUGGUAACCUGUGAUUUAUCUACAGCUUUCUCUAUUUUUAUACAGAAUAUUUUUCUAUUAGCUUAAAAAUAAAUGCAAAAUAACUCAAAUAACUUAAUUUUUACUAUCUGUUCUUUUGCCUGUUUUAAUGUGGUUUCAAGUGAUGUAUUGAAAGAUUAGAUAUAAGCUAUUUUCCAAUAAAUCACGUGCUUAAAAUGUUUUCUGAUAUAUUAUUAAAAAAUCAUAUAUGAUA
Molecule: messenger RNA, 753 nt
Organism: Siniperca chuatsi (mandarin fish)
Lineage: Eukaryota; Metazoa; Chordata; Actinopteri; Centrarchiformes; Sinipercidae
Product: C-C motif chemokine 4-like
Exons: 3
Coding region: 145-459 (104 amino acids)
Biological process (GO): cellular response to type II interferon; cellular response to tumor necrosis factor; positive regulation of GTPase activity
Cellular component (GO): extracellular region
Molecular function (GO): CCR chemokine receptor binding; chemokine activity
Source: RefSeq, a predicted model, not a curated record